This is a messenger RNA of Cyphomyrmex costatus, 3047 nucleotides long. RefSeq lists its product as uncharacterized. The record is from RefSeq and is a predicted model, not a curated record. The transcript has a single exon. The annotation marks the transcript as partial. Lineage: Eukaryota; Metazoa; Arthropoda; Insecta; Hymenoptera; Formicidae. Gene Ontology annotation, molecular function: zinc ion binding; nucleic acid binding.
AUGUCCAGUAAACCACGUACGGGCUGGAUUCAAAAUCUUAAUAAAGAACAGAUUAUCAACGAACUAAGAAAACGUGAAGUAAAGUUUCAAGAAAAAGAUUCGUACGACAAACUAAGAGAGCUUCUUAGAGUUACGAUCAAAGGUGAAACAAAAAAAGUGCUACAUUCAGAAACGAAAAGUUCGAGCGACGAGGAGCAAGAGCAGUCGGACGAGUCCAAUAUUGAGCAGUCGGACGUGUCCAUUAUUGAGCAGUCGGUCGAGUCCAGUAUUAUAGCAGACGAGCAAGAAAACGACGAAAUGGCGGACGUUAAAAUGGAGUUUCAUCUAGACAAUGACUGGGAACUUUUUGAAGAGAAAUUGUGCUGCUACUUUAUCACAAAGAAAAUAGAAGAUGAUAGAACGAAAGUGGCAACAUUAGUAACGCGAUUAAGCACGGAGGCUUACGCGCUUUUAAAACACCUAAUAGCACCAGCAAAAGUUAUUGAUAAAACAUAUGCAGAAGUAGAAAAGGUUAUGACCGACCACUUGAAGCCGAAGCCAUCACAAGCAAUGGAAAGGUGUACAUUCAACAAUGCCAAGCAGCAGCAAAACGAGACUGUCGCUGAGUUUACAGCAAGGUUGAAGAAAUUAGCUCUAAAUUGUGAUUUCGAUAAACUGGAGGAAGCGCUCAGAGAUCAGCUGGUGUGCGGGCUAAGUGAUCAAGACACGAAAGUAAAACUUUUCGAAGCGAAAAAUUUAACCUUAGAAACAGCGGUGGAUAUUGCAGUGUCCAGAGAAGCAGCUAUCAAAAGUGCAGCAGCAACUAGCAGCACGCUAGAGAAAAAUAGGACGAAAAAUGAAGUUUAUUUAAUUUCAAACGGAUCACCACAGAAGUGGCAGCAGCGAAAAGGAGGCAAAUAUGGGAAAACGAACGGCGGAGAUCGGAAGCAACACCAACAACUACAUCUACAGCAACAGCCGAAGCAGAGGUCGGGCGACACAUCGAACCAGCAGGCACUAGUGUGUUAUUGUUGUGGUAAGCCGAACCACAUAAGCCGCGAGUGUCGCUACCGCGAUUACGUGUGCCGAAAUUGUAACGUGAAAGGUCACUUGGCUAAAGCAUGCAGAAGUAAAAAUAGUGUACCUGCAAACCGUGAUAGUGUCAAGAAAAUUUCGUCAACGAAUGAGUCUGAUGGUAUAGAGGCGCACGAAAGUAAUUUUUUUAAAAUUAAGCAAAGUUUUGUAAGUAGCGCUAGUAGAAAUAAAAUCGAACGCACGGUGAAUUAUAGUCAUGCAAGCGUUGAUAAGUCGGGUAUUAUUCCAAUGUUUGUAAACAUAAAUGUAAAUGGUAAAGAUAUUGAUUUCGAAGUAGACACGGGUACUUUUGCUACAGUUAUUUCAGAAGAAAUUUACAAUGGAUAUUUUAAUAACAUUAAAAUCUCUAAAACAGAUAAAGAUUUAAGAGCUUACGGUGGUCAGCCAUUAGUACCGAUAGGAGAGCUGAUUAACCUAACAGCUGUUUAUAGAAAUAAGAAAAGAGUCGUAAAGUGUUUUGUUUUGCCAGGUGCAGGUCCAGCAUUAAUGGGACGAGAGUGGCUCAUGCAAUUCGGAGCAUGGCCAUUGACUAUUCCAGAGUCGAAUCCGCUUGAUGUAAACAAACUAGACACCGACUUGCAUGACUAUAUAACGAAAAGUUAUGAAAUUCUGUUUGACGAUUCACCGGGCAUGUAUAAUAAGAGUACUACAAAAAUUCAUUUAAGAGAAAACACGAAACCUGUUGCGCUGAAGUGCAGACACGUCGCGCAUGCGUUGAAGCCGAUGGUAGAGAAAGAAAUAAAUAGACUUGUGAAGUUAGGACAUUUGAAGCCGGUAGACGUCGCGGAAUGGGCUACGCCUAUUGUGCCGGUACUGAAGGGCAACGGGGAUAUCCGCAUUUGCGGAGAUUUCAAAUUGACGCUCAACCCAAGUAUCGUUGUUGAUAAAUAUCCACUCCACACGAUAGAUGAUAUUUUUACCAUACUUCAAGGGGGUGUGUUUUUCUCGGAAUUAGACUUGAAACAUGCGUAUAUGCAGUUUCCAGUAGAUAGAAAAAGUUCGGAAUUAUUGACUAUUGUUACGCAUAUGGGUUUAUUUAGAUAUACGAAGAUUCCCGAAGGUGUUUCGCCAGCGCCAGCCGACGUGCAGCGCAAGAUGGAUGAAUGUUUGCGCGGAAUUGAAGGUGUUAUUGCGUUCCUAGACAAUAUAUAUAUAACGGGAAAGACAGAAGGUGAACAUCGCGAAAAUUUGAGAAAAGUAUGUGAGAGAUUAGUUGAAUGUAAUUUGCGAUUAAAUUUGAAAAAGUGUAAAUUUAUGGAAGCCAGAAUUGAAGUCUUAGGAUUUGUUAUCGAUAAACACGGCUUGCAUAAAUCGAGAUCAAAGAUUAAUGCAAUGAUAGAUGCACCACAUCCUAGUAAUGCAAAAGAACUAGCGUCAUUCCUGGGGCUUGUAAACUUCUACGCACGAUUUUUAAAUAACCGUUCCAGGAAUUUGAAACCUUUAUAUGAUUUAUUGAACGGAAAUAUUCCGAGUUGGAACGAUUCGUGCGAGGAAGCUUUCAAGUGGGUUAAAAACGAGUUGAUCGCGCCGAAUUUUUUAGCGCAUUAUGAUCCGAAAGAACAGAUUGUACUUGCGUGUGACGCAUCCGAUUAUGGGUUAUCUGCAAUUUUAUCGCACCGGUAUGGAGACGGUACAGAAAGACCAAUAGCUUAUGCAUCCAAAAAGAUACCCGCGACCGAAAUAAAACGCGCGAUUAUAGAUAAAGAAGCAAUGGCAAUUGUUUUUGGGUUUAAGCGGUUUUACCAAUUUGUUUUUGGAAAAGAGGUUACCCUGCGUACGGAUAAUAAACCUUUAGAAUUAAUUUUUGGCCCAAGAAAGGGUAUACCGCAAACGGCAGAUAAUAGGCUGCAGCGCUAUGCUUAUUUUCUCUCCGGAUUCAGAUAUCGAAUAGAACAUGUGAAAUCCGAGAGAAAUGCGAAUGCGGAUGCAUUGUCGCGGCUACCAGUGGAGGACACCACGGAUAUUUCGGAAAU